Messenger RNA from Hevea brasiliensis (rubber tree), 3447 nucleotides. Its product is annotated as receptor-like protein kinase FERONIA. Gene Ontology annotation, biological process: protein autophosphorylation. Bases 559 to 3240 code for a protein of 893 amino acids. Gene Ontology annotation, cellular component: plasma membrane; plasmodesma. The transcript has a single exon. Gene Ontology annotation, molecular function: ATP binding; transmembrane receptor protein tyrosine kinase activity. The record is from RefSeq and is a predicted model, not a curated record. Lineage: Eukaryota; Viridiplantae; Streptophyta; Magnoliopsida; Malpighiales; Euphorbiaceae.
AUUUAUUAGUAUCCGUGUCUUAAAAUAACUGAGCAACUUUCCUCUUCUUUCUGCUCUCGCCUCUCGGCUUGUGAAACACGCUCCUUUUCCCUCUGUGAUGAGAUAUCAUCUCUCUGGUUUGACUUGCUGAGCUAGAUUUCUCACCUGCCUGCGAGGUAAGACCACAGCUGUAGUUAAUCUUAUCCUCCUCUUGAGCUGAAAAUAGCUUGAAUUCCUUUUCUUUUUUCUAGUAAUGGUUGCUUUCCUUGCUUUCUCUGCAAUCUAGUGUUAGUUUUCUGCUUCUUUUUCUUUUAGUCUAUUGUUUUUGUGGAUCUGGGUUUCUUCUUCUUUUAUGGGUUCUUUGCUUUUUUGUUAUCUGAAAAGUUAAGGUUCAAGCUUUAGAGUUGAUUUCAUUGGGUUCAAGUCUCAGAUCUUGCAUUUUCGACUUUGCUGCUUCGUCUUAGUAUUUCAUCUUUUUGGGGUUCUGAUUUGGAUUUGGGUUAAGGGUUAGUCCUUUUUCCGCUUCAUAUAAGUUGUUAAUUCUGCUUCUAUUGUCAAAUUGGAGUCCAUAGGUGGAGAAUGGGUAGGUGUUUUCCUGCUUCUGCUCUCGUUUUACUUUGCUUGGUCUCUGCAAUUCUUGUUGCCUUUGCCCAAAAUUAUUUGCCAACUGAUAAAAUACUGCUAGAUUGUGGGGCAACUUCGGAUGAUACCGAUUCCGAUGGUCAGAAAUGGACUGCCGAUAAAGGUUCUAAAUUCUUGGUAUCGACAGGGAAUUCGUCCACAUCCCCUGCUGCCACCCAAGAUCCUGCAGUCCCUCAAGUCCCUUUCAUGACUGCUCGAGUUUUUCACUCUGAUUUUACCUAUAGUUUCCCCUUGGCUGCUGGUCGAAAAUUCGUUCGCCUGUACUUCUAUCCUGCUUCGUACAAUGGGCUUAAUGUAUCUGAUUCUCUCUUCGCCGUCACAGCUGGGCCUUUUACUCUUCUUAAGAACUUCAGUGUUGCUCAAACAACAGAGGCUUUGAAUUUUGCUUUUAUUGUGAAGGAGUACUCUAUCAAUGUAGAUGGUGGAACAUUGAACAUAACUUUCAGCCCAUCUUCAAAUUCUUCAAAGUCUUAUGCAUUUGUUAAUGGGAUAGAGAUAGUGUCGAUGCCUGAUAUUUAUAGUAAUACUGAUGGAACUUUAAUGAUAGUGGGUAAUUCCGCUCCAUUUACUAUAGAUAACAGUACUGCGCUUGAGAAUGUUUAUCGGUUAAAUGUGGGCGGGAAUGACAUCUCGCCGUCAGGAGAUACAGGUAUGCUUAGGUCUUGGUUUGAUGACCAGGCAUAUCUUUAUGGAGCAGGGUUUGGUGUUGCCGAGACUGCUGAUCCAAACAUGACAAUUGAAAGCCCGGUGCCUCCAUAUAUUGCACCUCUUAAUGUCUAUUCUACUGCUAGAUCAAUGGGACCGAGUGUUGGCGUCAAUUUGAAUUACAAUUUGACUUGGAUUUUUAGCAUCGACUCUGGUUUCAGUUAUUUGGUUAGGCUUCAUUUUUGUGAAAUUGCCUCAAACAUAACCAAGAUUAAUCAAAGAGUGUUCAGCAUCUUCCUCAAUAAUCAAACCGCUGAGGAUCAAGCUGAUGUGGUUGCCUGGGCAAAUGAUCACAAUGGAGUUCCAGUGCAUAGGGAUUACGUGGUGCUUGUUCCUGGUGGGAGCCCUCAGCAGGAUCUGUGGCUUGCACUUCGUCCAAAUACAGAUUCAGUCUUGAAGUCUCAGUUUUAUGAUGCAAUCUUAAAUGGAGUGGAGAUAUUCAAAAUUAGCACUCCUGGUGAUGGUAAUCUUGCUGGGCCCAAUCCAAUCCCUGCUCCUAAACAGGAAGUAAUUGACCCUUCAUUGGUCAGACCAUCAUCAGGCUCUGGCCAUUCAAAGAACCAGAAAGCAAUUAUAGCUGGGGGUGUAAGCGGUGGAGUUGUUAUAGCACUUGUCAUUGGUUGCUGUGUUAUUGCCGCAUCUCGCCGUCGUAGACAAGGGAAGGAGGCAAGUGCAAGUGAUGGGCCAUCUGGGUGGCUUCCUCUUUCUUUGUAUGGAAAUUCUCACUCUGCUGGUUCAGCAAAAACAAACACGACAGGAAGUUAUGCUUCCUCUUUACCUUCAAACCUUUGCCGCCACUUCUCUUUUGCUGAGAUCAAGGCUGCUACUAACAAUUUUGAUGAGGCUCUUCUCCUUGGAGUGGGAGGCUUUGGCAAAGUCUACAAGGGGGAAAUUGAUGGUGGGACAACUAAAGUAGCAAUCAAGCGUGGCAAUCCACUUUCUGAGCAGGGUGUGCAUGAGUUCCAAACUGAGAUUGAAAUGCUCUCAAAACUUCGACACCGUCACCUUGUUUCAUUGAUUGGGUACUGCGAGGAGAACUGUGAGAUGAUCCUUGUUUAUGAUUACAUGGCUUAUGGAACACUGCGUGAGCAUCUAUACAAAACCCAAAAGCCUCCUUUGCCCUGGAAGCAAAGGCUUGAGAUAUGCAUUGGUGCUGCUCGUGGUCUACACUAUCUCCACACUGGUGCCAAACACACUAUUAUCCACCGAGAUGUCAAGACAACCAACAUUCUUUUGGAUGAGAAAUGGGUUGCAAAGGUUUCUGAUUUUGGCUUGUCAAAAACGGGUCCUACUUUGGAUCACACCCAUGUUAGCACUGUAGUGAAGGGUAGUUUUGGCUAUCUGGAUCCAGAGUAUUUUAGGCGACAGCAACUGACUGAAAAAUCAGAUGUUUACUCUUUUGGAGUUGUGCUGUUUGAGAUCCUGUGUGCUCGACCAGCCUUGAACCCAACGCUGCCAAAGGAGCAAGUCAGCUUGGCAGAGUGGGCUGCUCAUUGCCUCAAUAAAGGCAUUCUGGUUCAGAUUGUUGACCCCUAUCUGAAGGGGAAGAUUGCACCUGAAUGCUUCAGAAAGUUUGCUGAGACUGCAAUGAAGUGUGUGGCUGAUCAGGGCAUUGAGAGGCCAUCAAUGGGAGAUGUGCUUUGGAACCUAGAGUUUGCUUUGCAGCUGCAAGAGAGUGCAGAGGAGAGUGGGAAAGGUAUUGCUGGAAUAGAUGACGAGGAGAUGCCAUUUAAUAUGGCCUCUAAAGGGAAGAAAGAUCCUGAUACUUCCCCUGGCUUUGAUGGUAACAUUACAGAUUCAAGGAGCAUUGGAAUGAGCAUGAGCAUAGGCGGCCGGAGCCUUGCUAGUGAAGACUCAGAUGGAUUGACACCAAGUGCUGUGUUCUCACAGAUCAUGAACCCAAAAGGUCGUUGAGAUCAGAGGGACUGCGUUUGCUGCUACACCAAAAUCUGCAAAUUUCCAUCUACUGUCAAUCAUCUAAGGAACUGAUUUGGCAAUUCAUUUAAUCACUAUUUUUUUAAAAACUUCUUUCAAUGUUAAUGGUAUGUUAUGAUCAAUUCAAUUAUAAUUUGUAUCUACAAUUACUUGAAGAGUGUAAAAAAUAAGUUGUUGGCACUUCCA